GAGUCGCUGCGGCUGGAGAAGGAAAAGGACAGAAGGAGGGAGGGAGACAGGGAGGGAGAAGCGGAGGCCAGGCACCGCCAACCUGUUUGCCUCUCUGCUGACUCAGAGCUCAGCAAGGUGAGGCUCCUCAAAUCCGCCGUGUCAAUCCCCGCUCAGAGCCCGGAGCUGCCUCGGCGGCGGCGCUUCGCCUCUCCCCUCCCGAGCGCCGCAAUGCCUUGGCUCUGAGGUGGCACACGCAACACACAGGCACACACACAACACACGCACACCCGGGAGAGACCCACGUCGCAAGCGCCUCCCCCUCCGUCCCUCCCCGCCUUCGCCUCCUCGCUCGCUCCUCUCCUCUCCUCUCCUUGCCACAAACAGCCAAGGCUGCCAAGGCGCUUCUGUGCUGCUCCUGCUGCGGAAGGUGCCUCCAGUUUCUCCCCACCCGGCGCAACAUGAGGGUCGGGGUCUCCGCGUGGGCUUGGCUGGACUCGGCUCCUGCUCUCCGCCUCGCCUGCCUCCGGGUGGAUUAACCGGCGCCGCCUGGAUCGGGACCCCAAAGAAGGAUUUUAGUAUUACCUGAAUCUAUCCAAGCACAACUGGUCCUGAUGGGGGACUCAGGAUCAAGACGUUCAAUUAUUGUGUCCCGACUGCCAAUAUUCCGGAGAAGUAUUAGCCGAAGACAAAAUUCUCUUCCCUCAUCUCCAACUUCCAACAGUACUGUUGGUGUUCACAGCUCUUCACCCUCCAGCACUAACUCAAGCUCAGGAAGCACAGGCAAACGCCGGAGUCUGUUCCGCACACCCUCCAUUAGCUUUCACCAUAAGAAGGGGAGUGAACAGAAAACUGAACCUCCAAGCCAAACUGUUGGUAUUUUGAAUGGUUCUCAAUCUAGCCACAGCAACGUUUUGCAGAAGCUGAAUUUGGAGGAGCAUGUGAAAAGCAGAGGGAGACAUUCAGUAGGCUUCGGAAGUUCACGAAGCAAGAAGAUUACAAGGUCCUUGACAGAGGACUUUGAAAAGGGGAGAGAGCCUUCCUCAAAUAAAAAUGUCUUUAUAAACUGCAUAAGGUCUGGGAAAAAUGAAGGUGAUGACUCUGGAUUUACAGAGGAGCAAAGCAGAUCUUCUGUCAGACGUUCCUCAAGAAAACUUCUCCCCAAAUCCUUUUCAACACACUACAGGUUUUCAAAGCCAGUCCCUCAAAGUCAGUCAACCUCCUGUGAGAAGCAAUCUUCUUGCUUGCUGGAUAUUAAAUCUAGUGUUGAAAGUGAGCCUGUUUUAGCAAGAUCCUCUCCUUCAUGUUCUCCUGAGGUAAUAGAAUGUGUAGGCAGCUCUUUACAGUCACCAAUGCUUUCCACUGACCUGACCACAGUACAGACACCUUCUGAAUUUCUUGCAUUGACUGAAGAUUCUGUCUCAGAGGUCGAUGGCCUGCCCAACUGUGGAAAUUUGCACACAGAAACCUUUGCCCACAAUGGUUCUACCUCUCAAAUCUUCCUCAGUCCAGUUGCUGCUGCGGCUGUUGCUGCUCCUCUCCUUCCAAGGAAAGCAGAUCAUGCAGAAAGUGCUUCUCAUUGUGGUGUUUUAUCAUCUGAAAGUCACAGGGCUAGAAAUGUGCUGCUCCAUGAAGCUGUAUCAGAAAACUAUGAUUCUAAUCGAAACCAUGCAAAUGCAUUAGUACAAGAGCAUCCUGCUAGACAGAACAGACACCCAGAAGAAGCAAACUUGGGAGCUGAAGUACAACUAAAACCAUUUGUCUUAAGCCAGGGAGAAGUAACUGAACAUUUUCCAAAUGCACAGGGAUUAUUUAGGGACCAACAAGAAAUUAAAGUACCUGAAUCCAUUAGAGAAACGAUGCCAGUAUCUGAAUCUAAGAACAUUCCUUUGCCAUCGGAACCUCAUCCUUUUCAAGUACAGCAGGGCUAUGAAAUAAACCAUACAAAAGUAAAUCUUGCCAGUAGCUUUAGCCCAUAUCGAGAGGGAAGAUUCAUAGAAAAACGAUUGAGGUCCUCUUCAGAAGGCACUGCUGGGAGUAGCCGGAUGAUCUUAAAGCCAAAGGAUGGAAGCUUAGAAGAAUCCAACAGUCUACGAAAGCAAAGAGCAAGCUCCUCCUCAUCAAAAAUGAACAGUAUGGAUGUUUUGAAUAACUUGGGUUCUUGUGACUUGGAUGAAGAUGACCUCAUGCUUGACUUGGAAUUCCUAGAAGACCAGCAUCAUCGCCGUUCUGUUUGUCGGGAAGAUUCCCACCAGUCGAUUGUCUCUUGUGCUGCAGUACUACUUACACCCAUCGAAACAGCUGAAGGGAAGAAAAAGGAACAGCCAAAAAUGCCUGAAGUGACCAAACAGAAUCUGUCUCUGAAGUUGUCAAAGGAGGCGGAUCGAGGAGAAACAAGGUGUCCUCAUGUCAAUCAGCUUGCCAGCAGCCCAUCUGUGGAAUGGCCUUUUGCAGCCACGGAAGAAGGUGGAGGGAUGGAAUCCUUGCCUUUACGGCUGAUGAUGCAAGACUGUACAGCUGUUAAAACACUGCUGUUGAAAAUGAAGCGGGUUCUCCAAGAGAGCACAGAUAUGAGUCCUGCCAGCAGUACUAACUCACUUCCUGUUAGUCCACUUGCCGAAGAACCAUUGCCAUUUAAGGAUAUUAUGAAAGAUGAAUGUUCAACAUUGAAGCUACAGCUGAAGGAAAGAGAUGAACUCAUUUUCCAGCUCCGUGAAGAACUGGAGAGAGCUCAACAUUUACAGAAUGCUCUUGUCUGUCAAGUAGAUAAAUCCACACAGACUGAACUUGUAGGCCAUGAUGCUAUAUUUCUAAACAAAAUGGCGAGCCAAACUCUCAACACAAAGGACCGAAAGUCAGCACAUACACCCACCGAGGACCAUUUUAGAUAUACGUCAGGCAACCAAGCAUCCUCCUAUGAAAGCAAAAGCUGCCAGCUGUCAAGUGUGUGUCUCGGCAACCUCUUGAAAGAGAAAGAAAGAGUGGAAGGCAUCACGCACACAAGAGACACUUAUGAAACCUUCACUUCAGAGGUCAGUCAGAAUGGCGUAGCAGCAGAAGCGCAAAAGAUGUCCAAGUUGACAGCCCUGGCUGAGAGCAACUCAGUUUUUUCUGGGGCUCUGAAAGACCAAACUCCUGCCCCUCGACAACAUUCUACUUUCAUAGGAAGGCUGGGGCAGCCUCCAAGAGGACCCAUCUCUUUACACAUGUACAGCCGAAAAAAUGUUUUCCUACACCACAAUCUUCACACGUCUGAGCUCCAGUCUUUAGGCCAGCAAGAUGGGUAAAUGGAGUCGGCACAUUAUUUAUUAAAGACAGAGCCUGGUGGUUAGUUUAAUGGACCACCAAGGUCUUUUUUUUAACUGACUUGAAUUCUCAUCAGCUGCUACCUACAAGUUUUUUUAAAGUUUAUUAUUGUUGUCUAUGAAAACUGAACUUUCCCUCUAAAGUGUGGAUUGGGAGAGGGGAGGGAGGGGUAGGCUCGCAUGUUAAUGUAAAUGUGUGAUUAAAAUGUUUUGUGGAAUUCACCAGAGUAUAAUGUCCCAAAAUUAAGGAAGCCAGUACAAAGGUGCACUGGCUUCAAAAGAAAUGGAUGGAACAAAUCCAUUGAAUGUCUAAAAAGCACCCCCCCCCCUUCCUACCAUUAAUUUCUCAUUUAUAAAUUAUUUGAAGACAAUUUCAAAUAACAUUCUGUUCCUUUUAAAUAAUGUGACUGUGAAAGUAGAUGUGAAGAAAGGGUAGAAGAUUAGAUUAAAAAUUCCAAAAUGGGUACAAAAUCAAAAGAUAAAUGGUAUUUGGGAUUUUCUGUCCAUAUUCUGCUUUGCUUUGUUUUUGUAGUUUGUUUCCUCAUGUGUUGGUGCAGAGCCUGCUUUUACAAAACUUAAGAAGAACCAGAGAAACAUUAUAAGAAGGCCCUGCUAAAUCAGAUGGAAGGACAUUCAUUGCUGUUUGCAGAUGCUGUUUGCAGAUGCUGUUUCCUAACUCCAGUCGGUUGCUUCUUGGCUUACCAAAGCAAGGCAUAUAUAUAUUUUUCAAGUAUAUAUUCAGAACCUUUCAUUGAGAUUUCCUCCUGAAUUAUCCCAUGGAAUAGUUUAUUAUUAAGCAUUUUCUGCACAAUUGAUGUCACCAACACAGGAUGAUACAACAGUGAUUUAUGCUUACCUAUGUUAUAUUUCUUCAGGAUCUGGUAUUUUCAGUUGUAUUGUCCCCACAUGUUAAGAUUUGAUUUAUUAAACAAAGCCAACUGCCCAUUAUUUUUUGGGUAAUAUUAAAAUAUGAAAUGUAGAUGUGAACUUUUUGUACUGGAAACUUCAAAAUCUCUCAGAUUUUGGGGACAUUACUGUUGCCACCACCUCCCCAUAAACCAUCUUAAAAACAAGGGUUUUGUCAAAAUUUAUCAGUAUAAAGGGUUUCUUAAGGAGUGAGCCUUACAUGUCCAAAGUGAAAUGUACUGACUGAUUUUUCAAGCAUAACACCAUAUGCCAUAGCAUUGUUCUGCAACUGAGGGAACAUCUGCAAAGAGGUGCUGUGUCAACAUUGUAGGCUCAGAUGUAGGAUUGGGAUGCAGCACAAGUUCGUUAACUGUAAGCACUUGCUUUGUCAAAGCAUUAUGAAAAGACAGUGAUGUAAUCACUAAUCAGUGCCACCAAAUUUAAUAAUCCCACAGACCUCUGAAACUGUAUUCCUUCUUGCUGAACUAAAGUCAUAUAAGACAGGGGGCUUCAAAGGAAGAUCUUGUAUUGUCAUGUUAAAUAGCAUCUUAUUUCUAGAUCGAUGCAAUGGCACUCAAAGUACGAGCCUUAAGGGAAUUUGAAAUCCUUUUGCAUAUGAGGUCUUUAUUAAGGUAUUUAAACAAGUAGUUUAGUUAAGGUGGACAAUGUGCAAUACAUGAAGCUUUGUUGUAAAUAUUUGAGGUAGAUUCUUACCUGAGUUCUGAAAGAUGAAUCUGCACUGAGAUGUGGGUUUCUGUUUCCAGAUCCUCUUUGUAGAUGCACUCUAUAAACAGAAAAGUAUUACAUAGAAAGAGAGAAGCAAAUAUCUCUGGAAUCCAGUCUUCCAAUCUGCUAAUGCUGAGUUUGCAUUUGUAUCUUUUAGUAGUCCAUGAACAUAUGAAGCUUUCUCAGUACUCAUUGCCUAUUGAGAAAGUGGAGCUUAAUCUAGCUCACAUUUUUCUCAUGACUGAUGCUAUUCAGUCUGCUUGCAGGUGGGAUAUUUAUAUGUGCAUAUUUAGAGUUCCCUAUUAUCACACAAUUAUGGGAUUGGCAAGUUUGAAUACAUUAAUGAGCUAUAUCUCACACAUUAGAAGGGUCUCCUGGGGUUAAUAGAUUUGCAAGAUAUACCACACAGAUUUGUAAAGGAUAAAAUUGAAUGUCAAAUUAUUGUAAAACUUUCACACUUCUGAAUAAUGCUUAAAUUAUUCAAACUCUGCAACCAAUACCUUGAAAGAAUUCCUGCUGAACAAAGUGGUGGUUCCUUUUGAGUUCAUAGGAUUGAUCUGAACAAUGUCUUUAAAAUACUCAAGACCAGAAUUUGGUGCAUAUAUUUUUCUCACCUAAUGUUAGUAAACUACUGUUUAUGAUGUAACAUGAGCAGAAUGACUUAAAUUACUGCCAAAAACAUUCAGUUUACAUAAUUCCUUUUAGUCAUAUUCUCUGUAUGGUUGAGGACUUGUAAAAUCAAUCCUAUGCACAUUUACUAGAAAGUUAGUCUACCUGUAUUUAAUGGGGCUUUCAUUUAGUAAUUUUGUUUAGAUUUGGAACAUUUCUACGUGAUUCUAAAUAUGCUAGGAUUCAACCAAACAUUAUGCUGAAUUCAGAUAAUGCAGUUAAUAAUUCUUUUUUAAAAAGGAGAUUGCAUAGAAAAUUAUCAGGGUUACACAACUUGAGCAUGGGGAAAUAAUCUCUUCCUAACAAAGUGUGGUAGGAUGCUUCCCUUGGGACACGGGAGGUUUUCUGUGUCCCAUAGAGAACAACGGGGCCAGCAUGGGAGGAAGCCACAUGGGGAAGCAUAGCUGUGGGCAAGGUGGGGCAUGGGGCACUGAGACUGCCCCACUGCCUGCAGAUUCAUCAUGGAGGCUGGCGAAUUGCCCUACAGGACAAUAUCAAUGUGAUGAAGUCCUUAGGCUGGAUCUACACUGCUUUAUAAUGCAAUUUGAAAGUAAUUACAUGGUCAGUGUAGACCCAUAUAAUGCAACAUAACUGCAUUGAACUGCAUUAUAUAAAUUCACAAUGACCAUGUAAUGCAGUUCCAAACUGAAUUAUACAGUAGUGUAGAUCCAGCCUUUUAAAAACAUGUUAUGACAUAGUUCAAUGAGUAUGCAGCUAGGGGGGGCUAAGACAACUCUCUCAUCUCCUGGUAAUAAUCUCACUAUUUUAAAAAGUAAAGAAACGUAGCUACAUUAUAUGUAAUUGUUAUAAAUUGGGCUAAAACUAGGAAGAUUAGGAUGUGAUCCCCACUCCUACCAGCCAGUACCUUAUUGGCAUAAAAGCUUAUUUUGGUAACCUCUGGGCAAUCACACAUUAUAAGCCUAACCUGAGCAGAUUGUUGUACAGAUUUUUAUUUUUUUUAAUUUUUUUAAAAAACCCUGUGUUUCUUCUUUUAGGGCAGUGGUCCUCAACCUGUGGGUCCCCAGAUGUUUUGGCUUUCAAGUCCCAGAAAUCCUAACAGCUGGUAAACUGGCUGGGGUUUCUGGGAGUUGUAGGCCAAAACACCCGGGGUUGAGAACCACCAUUCUAGGGCAAUGCUAAAUUCAAAUGUAGCUUCAUCAGAUGCUGCAUUUCAUUACAUUUCACGAAGGAUUUUCUCAAUCAGAACCUUUGUUCUGGUUCUUGCUUCUCACUUAUCAUUGACCACCAUGGUAUACUAUCCACCCAAUAAAAUUAAAAUAGGUCAGUAUAUCUUAGGUGUCUACUGUCAAUUAAAUUAUUUCUGUAUUGAGAUCUCUGUUUUCAUGUUAAUGAAAGAAGUAGAGUGAAAAAUAUAUUUGAGGGCUAUUCAUUUGGAGUUUCCAUGUGCAUCUAUAGAAAGUGUUGUUAAUUGGAACCCUACUUCAACUCUGGCAAUUUAGACUUACCAUUCCACAAUCAAGGCAAUUCUUUCUGGGAUUCAAAUGCACUAUUUUGCAUAAAUGAAGAUGCAUCUUCCAUUUUAUACAUAUAUAAUGCUUGUUUAUUUAUUGGGCAGGCACUGUUUUGAAUUACAUUUUGUAAUAGGGGUUAUUGUUUAAGCCUGAACUAAGGAAAUUGAAAUCCUAAUAUUUUCUUGGACAUUUGUUUUACAGCUAACAUUGAAACAAAAACUUUGUGAACAGUAGAACAGUUUAACUAAGGUAUAUUGGUUAGUCAUGUCAACUUGUAUCUGUUUUUGUAUCAGUCUUUUCAGCAUUGCUAUAGUAUUAAUUGUAAUACUAACAAGUGAAUCCCCCUAAGCAGAAGGGUGGCAUUCACCUAAUAUUGUACAGUAACAAGACCUUUAAAUGAGAUACUUUGCAACUUCUGCUUGUGUACAGUGCAAGUCAUAAAACAAUGAUGUGCAGACAUUCUUUCAAUGAAUUCCUUUGUACUGAAAAAUCUCUAGUUUUCUAAGACAGUUCUGUGUAUAAAAAGGAUUUAUACAUCAUUCCAAGGCUGUACAUACCCAAUUUUCUGACAUCACACAAGGGAAAAGAGCUUCUCAUGUUUGGCAAGAAUGUGUUUCUUUUUCUUUCGUUUUCUUUUUCUGAAUGUGUCUUUUAGAUAAAAACUGAACUCUUGCAAAAUGCCAAUAGCAAAAUGCUUCUUCUAAGAUGGUUGUUGUUGCCAAAUAUGACUUUCAGAACAUCAUGGCAGUAUCCCUGAUAUUUUAAGAUGAACUUGAUCCUUCAAGGAGACUUUUGACUACAAUUGGUCGCUUUCAUUUUUUUUCUCCCAGAUGAAGCUCGGCUCUGGUAUGGCAUUGAGUUUUAAACAUGCAUGGUUGAAAUCCUGUAUCAGCUACUUAGUUAAGUAUAUUUAAGUGUACCUAUAGCUUACAAUUAGUUUACUAUACUUAACUAAGUAAUUUCCCUUGGCCUGGCCUUCUCACCAAACCUUACAUCAUUCACUCAUGCUUGGAUCACUGGCAGAAUGGAUAUCGUUCUCUUUAUACAACUGAUGUCUCAUAAAGUUGGUUUGAGGUAGAGUUGUGAUCGUGGCAGUUGUGAUACAGUUGUGAAUAUGUACUGAUCGUGAAUACAAAACAGUUACCUAGAUUUAUUCAUCCAUAACAAUUUUGUAUCCACGAUAGCUACUUAGUUAUGAGGGUGGCACUAUUGUCACAAUUACAAGUCCCCUAUAAACCUACUUUCCUAUGCAUCCAGCUGCAUGAAGAUAAGGACAGCACCAAUUCAAAAUUUGCUCCUAAAUAUAUUUGAAUCACUGAAAAGGCCUUAGGCUCUCAAAACUUUGAUAAAUUUAAAAAUGUCCAGUGAUAUAGACACAUUGUCAUGCCUUUGAUCUUCUACUCACUGGUGGCUGAUGCCUUCCAUAUUGGUGAAAUUCUUCCUUAAUAAUAAUCUUUAUUGAAGCUUUUUUCCAUUAUUGCAUCUAUCUAUCUAAAGGGGAGAGUAGGGAGGGAGGAUCAGGGUAAAUGGGAAUUGGUGAAAUUCUUGAUUGCUUCUCUGUCCCCAAGCUUCAAACCAGCUGUCCCAUGUGGUUUUCUCACAUCCUAUUUAUAAUGAAGCCACUAACCACCACACUAGUCUUACUAGUGAACCUUUCCCAGUUCUUUUUUAAUUAUCAAAAUACGUUUUGAUUCCCGUAUAUGUUGAGGACACAUUUUAAGACUCCCUGUGGAUACCUGAAGCUGUGGAUAAUAGAAAAACCUCUAUUUUGACUGUACUUGGGCCAGAAGUAUACCAUAGAAUAGCACAGGAGGGUCUAGAGAAGUCUUCAAACACUUCCAGGAGGGAAAAUAUUUUGUAAUGUCAGUAAAUGAAACUGUGGAUAUGCAGUCCAUGGACAAGGUGUCAUACUGUCAUAAUGUUUAUAAAGAUUGUAAACUCAUUUAACACAGGGAUUUUCUUUUCUAUUUAUAUUAUCCUGUGAAAUGUCAUGUCAAUUGACACUGUGUACAAAUAUUAAAUCUUGAAUCUUGAAGGGGAUUGAGGAAUCAUUUCAAAAUCUGCCUAAGGCGUAUAUGAUAGCCCUGCUGUCUUUGGUUUUCAUUGAAGAGCAAAAGCAGUAUAGGACAACAAGAAACUUGUCUGCCUCAUACCAGGUCAAACCUUUAGUUCCAGUCAUCCCUUGGAAGUGUGUGUGUGUGUACAUACACACACUUUCACACACACAGUCAGGACGAGAUAUUUCACAUAACCUUCUGUGACUCUUUUAACUUGAGGUGACAGCAACUGAACCAGAGGCUUUCUGGAUGCAUUGUAUGUCCUUUGCUGCUGAACUACAAUCUCUUCCCCUUGAAAAGAGUUGGGUGUUUUUUAAUGAACCUCAUGACCUAAACCUAUGAGCCACUGUGCAAAUAGAUGCUUAGAAUGGAGUAUAAUGGCUGUUUCAGCAUUGCAACAUCAUGACCUGUUACUUUGCACCAAGUGGCACAGCAUAUAAUUGGGCAGAUGAUUUUGUAAUUAUUAUGCAGAUUGGAUGAAUGAGUGUUCAACUAUUAGGAAAGCCAGCAAUUUAGAGCUCAUAAACAUAUACUCUUCACCACUUUGCAUUGCAGAUGUACCUCUGGAGGCUUCAGCCUAGCAAAGGCAUUUUCAUACCAUAUCCUGUUUAAUUGCAUUUUAUCUUUUUUUUAUCAUCAGGGUUGGGUUUUUUUUAAAGCUUUGUCUUAUUUCAACCUUGUUGUAAACCACCAAUGGAACCAUGUGUGCCAUUGAAUGAAUUGAUACAUAAAUAUGUCAAGAUAAUUUUGCUGCUUAGGAAGAGACUUUUGUUGCAAAUCUGAGGAAAAAACUAGCUAGAAAGGAACUUUUUCAUUGAUGGCCUUGUUCAGAGUUUGUAAAAGUUAUUUUUUUCAGUCUCAGGUCCCAGACUCUCCCAGCCAGUAUUGCUAUUGCCCUUUCUGGUUGUGAGAUUUAGUCCAAAAAAAGGUCCUGCCAAUUGCCAGGCUUUGUUUUUGCCCCAACUCGUUUCUUUUAAUAAUUCUUUGCUCUUUCUUUUCAUGCCCAUUUUCCUAUUAUAAAGGUAGUUGCAUACCUUACCAUACAGUUCCUCCCUCCCUUUACCCAUUAUGUUAUUGAGGUUGGCAAAAGAAUAUUACAAAUACAACUGGGUAUGUGCUGGCAUUUCCAAUGUCAUUAAACUAAGACUCAAGACAAAACAUGCAGCCCAAAAUAAGUGAGCAACAGAUGUUCUGCAGAAGCCUGAUGGAAUGGAUAAGAAUGACAGAUUGGUAGUUUGUUCUCCCUUCUGAUGGCAGCAGCUCAGAGUUGCUUUCAAUCAUGUUUGCAAUGAAGCAGAACUAUAGAUAUAAUGUUUAUUUAUUUAUUUUAAUCACCCAAUUUGAAUUCUAACUAAGUAACCCUGGGAGAAAAAGAGGGGUGCACCAAGGGAGAGUAGUUUCUAUAGGAACAAUACAUUUGUUUGGGAGAAGAGAUGUUACUACUGUCAAUGCUGCAGUAUCCCAUUUCUCUGCCUACUGUAUCUUUGUUUUUGUAUAGUUUCUUGCAUAACCAAACUGAGAUGUAACAGAAGUUAUUUUAAAUUAAGGCAAUGUGAAGUAAGACAAAUUGUGUAGGGCAUGUAGAAUUGAUGUGGGGACAUGAAUUCUCUUCUUCCUGACAUCACUUUCCUAAAGCCGCCUUGAGUCCUCCCGGGGAGAAAGGCUGGGUAAAAAAAAUGAUGUAAACAAAGCUCCUAUGGAUGCCUUGAACUUAAGCACAAACUUGGGGAUAUCACAUUUAAUGUACUCUCAGAGAUUUUACCCAAUUCUCCCUUCCCUUCCAGCUGUGAAACAAACAUAAUUCAAAUGCUAGAGAUGAGAUUCUUCAUUAAUUUCAUUCUCAAAGGAAACGACAAGUACUUUUAGCAAUUUUAUUUCUGCUUAAACAUUCUGGGAAUGUUUUAAAAAACUUGCAGGGUUUUUAAUUAAUAUUUAUAGUUCAUGAUUCAUUCUGCACAAAAUUUGUACAUGGGUCUUUUGCACAGAAAAAAAGUUUUUUUUUCUGUACAGAAUGUCUAUUUUUCAUGCAGAAGAAUAUUGGGUAUUGUUUCAGUAUCUGGGUGGAGGCCACCAGGGGGCACUAGAAAAAGAAGGAUUUUAUGGGGAGGGGGAGUUAAAGGAGGAAAAAUAUUUCCCCCGUUUUCACUGGUUAUUCUCUCUCAUGCUUCCCAUUUCAUAAAUAAGGGUUGUUUCCAUGAUGGGGACAUGGUUGGAGGAGAUAAGAGGAAAACAGGGGGAAAUGAUUAUCCUCCUUCAACCCCCCCCCCUCCACCCCCCCCCCCCAAAUGGACUAUCCUUUUCUCUCUAGAGCCCCAUAGUGGCCUCUUCCCAGAUAAUGGAGCAGUACCAAAGAUUGCAGUUGGGAAUUUAGUCUGCACAAAAUUUGUACAUUGAUAUCUUUUAGCACAGAAAGCAUAUCCAUCCAUCCAUUCAUCUACAUAUCUAAGAGGUCACCAUUUUCUCAGUACAGGUAACCUAAGGUUCCAUCAUAAACAUUGCAUCUCAGUAAUCUGCAAUUAUCCUGACCCUAUAAUAAAUCAAUAAAUAAAAUGCAUGGAAAUAUACAUUUAUUUUCCCAUGGAUUCCACAGUUAACAUACGAAUUUUAGUUUGAAACUUCCUUUUAACAUUUUGCUUAUACUUAGACUUUCUGAAUAUAAUAAUUUUCUUUAUGCAGUUUUUGAGCUGGUGAUUGUAUUGCACAUACCACCAUCACGUUUUGAUGAACUGAAAUGUUCUCACAUAAUUCAAUACCCUGCUUCCACAUCUCAUCCCCAGUUGCUACCGUAAAAAAACUUAGAAAUGUAGUGUAUGGCAUCAUAUGAUUGAGUUCAAUUGAACCUUUUUUAGGUGCCACAAAAUUUUUUUACAAUUUUUUUGUCCUUUUUGCUGCAAUAGACUAACAUGGCUGUACCUCUGGAAAUAGUUACACUCCAUAUACAACUCAUAAUCACCGCUUUUAGGAGGAUAUCAGUUAAUUCUACUAUAUGAUCAAAACUAUGAUUUAUGGGAUUGUUCAUUUGGUGCAAAUUGAAGAAAUUGGAAUGGCAAAAUUAAGCAAAAUAGUAUUUGAUUACAUAAACUAGAAGAGAGAAAUAGUGUUGACUUGAUUCUCCAAGUAAUCCUAGGUAGCAUAAUCAAUAGCAAAGAGCUGCUCACAAGUUGUUUUUCAGGAACAUCUGGAAGGCCCCACGAUUUUUAUGCCAAUAAAUAGUGAAAAAUAUUUCAAUCUAUAUAAUAUACCUUUGAGAGAUAUACCAUGUGGGAUUUAGGAUCAGAGUAUAAAUAAUCUUAUUCCUCUUUCCCCACUCAUCACACUAAUUCCAGUUCUGUUUUGAUUCAAGCUGUCCUUUGUCAUGCAUUUGUGCAUAGAUGUCUAAAUAGAACGAUCUGUCUCAAACAGGAAACUUCUAACCAUCUGCCAAUAAAUAUGGUUGAGGAUUAUUUGCUUUCGUAUUGUCAAUCUGCCACUGCUCCUUGCUCAGUUCCUCUUUCAAUAUGAUACCCUUUUAAAAAUAUGUCUCAUUGUUAUCCUAUUUAUCAGCCAAAUUCAUCAACAUUGUGUAACUUUAUUAAAGAAAGCCAAACAGAGCUCUGCCUUAUCUCUAAAUUUCUGCACUCUAACCUUCUCAAUGCAUUGUGAGCUGUUUUUGUUCUUUUAAAAUCAAUUUUGGAAUGUCAUUUAAAAUGGUGAGUGGUUACAAUGUUGCCCACUCUUCUGUUUAGUUGUAAUUAAUGUAUAGUAUUAUUUAAUUGUUUCAGCUUCAGUUUACGGGUGCUUGCUUAAAAUAUGGACUGUGCAACGAGAAAGUUUACAGCUAGAAGCAGUUUCAUCAAAGCAGUUUCAUGGUCAGGGUAGUUUGCAUGUAAACAAAUUCACACUGGUUUGUUUUAUGUGAGCAUAGGAGCUUGAGUUCCAGAAAUUACAAACUAGAUUUUAAAUUCAUUUCAGUAGGAAGACGUUGUUGUAGGCAUAAAGAAGAAUACGGAAACUAUGAUCUGCAGAAACCAUGAAAUGCCUCAAGGCACAUGUGCAGUUCCCACCCCCAAUAUCCCUCUCUUUCCAAAUAUUUUUCACUAAAAAUGGGUAGCUGCUUACAUUUCUAAACUUCUAGUGCGAUAGAGUUAGCCACUUUGUUCCAUUUCCUCAUGAGCCCUUAAGUCUGUACAGCUCUUUUUUUGGUCCAAAACAGAAAGUGACAAUUUUGUGACUAUCUGGGCACUUCUAUUUCCAAAAAGAGAGAGAGAGAAUUGCAGAGGCUUAAAAUGGGUGAAGGGAAAAUAUGAAUGAGAUGAAACAAGGUGUUCCUUCAUCAGCAGGCACUGGAGGAUAUGACACAAAUCUUUCAUAGAUGUUUUUUUUGGGGGGGGGGUUGAUUUUGUGUAGGAAAGGAAGUUCAGGGGUGCAUCUCUCCAUGGUCCCUCUCUAUUCCUGGAAUGUUUCCACCCCCGGUACAAAAUGAUGCACAUUUAAAUGUUUAAGUAAGUAAAUGGGAAUGUCUAUUUGUAUAAGGGCUCAGUGUUCACACUGGCCAGAGAUCUAGACUCAGAAAUCUGGACCAGGGGAAUUGUAAGUAAAAGCAGUGAUAAUUUGUUGAAUUUCCUUUUCUUCUGAUGAUAAUCCUGAAUUAUAGGAGAGUUGUUCUAAAGGGCUUUUUGUGUAUUUAAUCAUGCAUCUUUUCUUUAUUUAUCAUUUUAACAGCUGGCAUGAUCUUGUAUAUGAUUAUCUGUCACUUUCUUUUAUUCAUUGUAUGUUUGAGUGGAGAAAACAAGAAUGUUAUUUUUGGAUAUUUGGAAGCAACAUUUCUGUUAUAACACCCUAUUGUCAAGCAGAAUGCAAUGAUGUUCAUGUAUCAAAGAGUUAUUGUUGAUGUUCAUUCUAAAUGGCUUUAAUUUAUUUUUUAUUUUCCCCCAAGGUUUAAUAAAAGCUGUUUAAUAAAA
This is a messenger RNA of Anolis carolinensis (green anole), 14054 nucleotides long. RefSeq names its product coiled-coil serine rich protein 1 (gene ccser1). Bases 594 to 3266 code for a protein of 890 amino acids. The record is from RefSeq and is a predicted model, not a curated record. The transcript has 10 exons. NCBI's taxonomy places the organism in Eukaryota, Metazoa, Chordata, Lepidosauria, Squamata, Anolidae.